Messenger RNA from Bicyclus anynana (squinting bush brown), 673 nucleotides. It is a transcript of the gene RpL12, whose product is annotated as 60S ribosomal protein L12. The record is from RefSeq and is a predicted model, not a curated record. Gene Ontology annotation, biological process: translation. The transcript has 4 exons. Bases 155 to 649 code for a protein of 164 amino acids. Gene Ontology annotation, cellular component: cytosolic large ribosomal subunit; ribosome. NCBI's taxonomy places the organism in Eukaryota, Metazoa, Arthropoda, Insecta, Lepidoptera, Nymphalidae. Gene Ontology annotation, molecular function: large ribosomal subunit rRNA binding; structural constituent of ribosome.
ACUGUCAUCUGUGCCAAAAUUUAAAAUUCGAUCUUUUUCGACGAACUGUCUGUCACGUUUGAAACGUUCUCAGCAGAGUUCGUAAUUUUAAUCCAAAGUAAUCUCUUUGGAUUGGUCUUUUUAUUGUGAAUUAGUAUUACAAUAAUAUUAAACAAUGCCGCCAAAAUUUGAUCCAAACGAAAUUAAAAUUGUCAACUUGAGAUGUGUUGGUGGGGAAGUGGGUGCUACAUCAUCUUUAGCUCCUAAAAUUGGUCCACUUGGUUUGUCCCCCAAAAAAGUGGGUGAUGACAUCGCCAAGGCCACUGGAGACUGGAAAGGCCUGAAGAUCACAGUACAACUGAUUGUACAGAACAGACAGGCACAGAUCUCUGUGGUACCAUCUGCCGCUGCUCUUAUCAUUAGAGCUUUGAAGGAACCCCCACGUGACCGCAAGAAGCAAAAGAACAUCAAGCACAGUGGGAACAUCACAAUGGAAGAUGUAAUUAGCAUUGCCAAAACCAUGAGGGCGCGCUCCAUGGCAAGAUACCUUUCUGGCACAGUCAAAGAGAUCCUUGGCACUGCACAGUCUGUUGGCUGCACUGUUGACGGCAGACCACCACAUGACAUUAUUGCUGAUAUUAACAAUGGUGCAUUGACUAUUGAUGAAUAAACUGUGUAGGGCAUAAAAAAUAAA